Messenger RNA from Solanum stenotomum, 1737 nucleotides. RefSeq names its product protein DETOXIFICATION 42. Gene Ontology annotation, molecular function: xenobiotic transmembrane transporter activity; antiporter activity. The transcript is spliced from 14 exons. Gene Ontology annotation, biological process: transmembrane transport. Lineage: Eukaryota; Viridiplantae; Streptophyta; Magnoliopsida; Solanales; Solanaceae. Gene Ontology annotation, cellular component: membrane. The record is from RefSeq and is a predicted model, not a curated record. Bases 102 to 1640 code for a protein of 512 amino acids.
GUGAACAAUGAAAGCUAACACAAUAAUUUCUCCUCUCAUAAAAUUCUUGUAAGUUUGUGAGGGGAGUGGAAACAAUUUUCUUGGUGAGUUAGCAAUUUAGUAUGGCAGAGAAAGAAGUUCCAUUCUGCAUUUUCUUUAGGGAAGCAAGAUCAGUAUUUAAAUUGGACGAGUUAGGCUGCGAGAUUGCAAGAAUCGCGCUCCCUGCUGCACUAGCUUUAACAGCAGAUCCUAUUGCAUCUCUGGUUGAUACAGCAUUCAUUGGCCAAAUAGGUCCUGUUGAGCUUGCUGCUGUGGGGAUUUCGAUUGCUGUUUUCAAUCAAGCAUCAAGGAUUGCAAUUUUUCCGCUUGUCAGUGUCACUACCUCUUUUGUUGCUGAGGAGGAUGCCAUCACAAAAGUAAGUCCCGAACCACGAGGCAACGAAAGCCAGGAUAUACAAUCACAAGAUGUUGAAGGAUUGGAUACAGAGUCGCAAUCGAACAGUGAAAACAAAGAGCUAAUACCUCAAAACAGGAGUGUGUACAAGUCCGAAACGACAGCUACAUCCUUUGAAGUUGUGAAGCCAAAGCCUGAAAAGAAGCACAUUCCAUCUGCAUCGUCUGCAUUGAUCAUCGGUGCCAUCCUUGGCUUCAUCCAAGCCACCUUUCUAAUUUCCGGAGCAAAGCCUAUAUUGAGCUUCAUGGGAGUCAAACAUGGAUCACCCAUGCUAAAACCAGCUCAAGAGUACCUAAAAUUGAGGUCACUUGGUGCACCGGCAGUUCUUCUCUCAUUAGCCAUGCAAGGAGUUUUUCGAGGAUUUAAAGAUACGAAAACUCCACUCUUUGCAACUGUGGCUGGAGAUUUGACAAACAUAAUUUUGGACCCCAUAUUCAUUUUUGCGUUCCAUAUGGGUGUCAGAGGUGCUGCAAUUGCUCAUGUAAUUUCACAGUACCUAAUUUCAGUAAUACUGUUUUGGAGAUUGAUGGAAAAAGUUGAUCUCUUACCUCCUAGUCUAAAGUAUAUGCAAUUUGCUCGAUUUCUCACAAAUGGAUUUCUAUUGUUAAUGAGGGUCAUAGCAGUGACGUUCUGUGUAACGUUAGCUGCAUCAUUAGCUGCAAGGUUAGGACCCACAGAAAUGGCUGCAUUUCAGGUCUGCUUGCAGGUUUGGUUGACUACAUCUCUUUUAGCUGAUGGUUUGGCCGUUGCUGGUCAGGCCAUAUUAGCAAGUGCAUUUGCUCAAAACGACUUCAGUAGGGCUACUGCUACAGCAUCAAGAGUGUUGCAGUUGGGAUUAGUUCUAGGAUUGGUGCUAGCACUUAUCCUUGGAGUUGGUUUACAUUUUGGAGCUAGAUUAUUUACAAAAGACGUCAACGUCAUCCACCUAAUUGGCAUUGGCAUUCCGUUUGUCGCGGCAACACAACCUAUCAACGCCCUGGCCUUUGUCUUUGAUGGUGUAAACUUUGGCGCAUCUGACUUUGCAUAUUCUGCCUACUCAAUGGUAACAGUGGCUUUAUUCAGCAUUGUGUUCUUGUUCAUUCUUUCAUCAAGUUAUAAAUUCGUCGGAAUUUGGGUGGCUCUAACCAUCUAUAUGAGUCUCAGAGCUUUAGCAGGCUUCUGGAGGAUAGGAACUAGAACAGGGCCAUGGAAGUUUCUCAAGAGCUAAAAUAGUCUCUGUUAGAAUAUUAUAAUAUGUGGAUACUCAUAUUCUAUAAAACUAUUUUUACUUGUUGUAGUGUCAAUAAAGUAGCACCAUUAAAUCA